UGAAGAUCACAGUGCAGUUCCUGAGGAGAAUGAAGCAAGAGGAGCUGGCUGACUGUCUGCAGAACAGAAUUUGUGCUGCAGUAUGCCGACAUAAACUCAAAUCUAAUCUGAAGGAGAAGUUCCAGUGUCUUUUUGAGGGGAUCACUAAAGCAGGAAACCCAGCUCUUCUGAAUCAGAUCUAUACACCACUCUACAUCACAGAGGGAGGAACUGCAGAGGUCAAUGAUGAACAUGAGGUUAGACAGAUUGAAACAGCAUCCAGGAAACCAACCACACCAGAAACAACCAUCAAACAAGAAGACAUCUUUAAAGCCCCACCUGUAAGAGAUGAACCAAUCAGAACAGUGAUGACAAAGGGAGUGGCUGGCAUUGGAAAAACAGUCUUAACACAGAAGUUCACUCUGGACUGGGCUGAAGACAAAGCCAACCAGGACAUAGACUUCACAUUUCCAUUCUCUUUCAGAGAGCUGAAUGUGCUGAAAGAGAAAAGGUUCAGCUUAGUGGAACUUGUUCAUCACUUCUUUACUGAAACCAAAGAAGCAGGAAUCUGCAGGUUUGAAGAGUUCCAUGUUGUGUUCAUCAUUGAUGGUCUGGAUGAGUCUCGACUUCCUCUGGACUUCCACAACAAUGAGAUCCUGACUGAUGUUACAAAGUCCACCUCACUGGGUGUGCUGCUGACAAACCUCAUCAGGGGGAAAUUGCUUCCCUCUGCUCGCCUCUGGAUAACCACACGACCUGCAGCAGCCAAUCAGAUCCCUCCUGAGUUUGUCGGCAUGGUGACAGAGGUCAGAGGGUUCACUGACCCACAGAAGGAGGAGUACUUCAGGAAGAGAUUCAGAGAUGAGGAGCAGACCAGCACCAUCAUCUCCCACAUCAAGACAUCACGAAGUGUCCACAUCAUGUGCCACAUCCCAGUCUUCUGCUGGGUCACUGCUACAGUUCUGGAGGAUGUGUUGAAAAGCAGAGCUAGACGACCACUGCCUAAGACCCUGACUGAGAUGUACAUCCACUUCUUGGUGGUUCAGUCCAAACUGAAGAACAUCAAGUAUGAUGGAGGAGUUGAGAUGGAUCCACACUGGACUCCGGAGACCAGAAAGAUGAUUGAGUCUCUGGGAAAACUGGCUUUUGAGCAGCUGCAGAAAGGCAACCUGAUCUUCUAUGAAUCAGACCUGACAGAGUGUGGCAUCGAUAUAAGAGCAGCCUCAGUGUACUCAGGAGUGUUCACACAGGUCUUCCAAGAGGAGAGAGGGCUGUACCAGGACAGGGUGUUCUGCUUCAUCCAUCUGAGUGUUCAGGAGUUUCUGGCUGCUCUUCACGUCCAUCUGACAUUCAUUAACUCUGGAGUCAAUCUGCUGGCAAAAGAACAAACAUCAUCCUGGUGGUCUAAAGUGCUCACACGCAAAUGGGAACAUAUAUACCAGACUGCUGUGGAUGUGGCCUUGCAGAGUCCAAAUGGACACAUGGACUUGUUCCUCCGCUUCCUCCUGGGUCUUUCACUACAGACCAAUCAGACUCUCCUUCGAGGUCUGCUGACGCAGACAGGAAGCAGUUCACAGAUUACCCAGCAAACAGUUGAGUACAUCAAGAAGAAGAUCAGUGAGAAUGUGUCUGCAGAGAAAAGCAUCAAUCUGUUCCACUGCCUGAAUGAACUGAAGGAUCACUCUCUAGUGGAGGAGAUCCAACAGUACCUGAAAUCAGGACGUCUCUGCGCAGAUAAACUGUCUCCUGCUCAGUGGUCAGCUCUGGGGUUCAUGUUAUUGUCAUCAGAAAAAGAUCUUGAUGUCUUUGACCUGAAGCAAUACUCUGCUUCAGAUGAGGCUCUUCUGAGGCUGCUGCCAGUGGUCAAAGUUUCCAGAAAAGCUCUGUUGAGUUGCUGUAACCUGUCAGAGAGAAGUUGUGCAGCUCUGGCCUCAGUUCUCAGGUCCCACUCCUCCAGUCUGAGAGACCUGGACCUAAGUAACAACGACCUGCAGGAUUCAGGAGUGAAGGAGCUCUGCAGUGGACUGGAGAGUCCGCACUGUACACUGGAAACUCUCAGGCUGUCUGGCUGCCUGAUCACAAAGAAAGGAUGUGCAUCUCUGGUCUCAGCUCUGAACUUCAACCCCUCCCAUCUGAAGGAGUUGGACCUGAGUUACAAUCAUCCAGGAGACUCAGGAGAGAAGCUACUUUCUGCUAAACAAGAGGAUCCAAAUUGGAGACUGGACACACUCAGGAUGGACCAUGGUGGAUCACAGUCAAUGAAAUCUGGUCUGAGGAAGUAUGCCUGUGAACUCACCCUGGACACAAACACAGCCAACAGAAGACUCGUACUGUCUGACCACAACAGAAAGGUGACCAUGGGGAGAGAGAAGCAGCCAUAUCCUGAUCAUCCAGAGAGGUUUGACUACUGGAAACAGAUUCUGUGUACAGAUGGUCUGACUGGUCGCUGUUACUGGGAGGUUGAGUGCAAAGGACAGGUCUAUAUAGCAGUGACUUACAAAGGAAUCAAGAGAGGAGAAGGUGAUGGCAGCUGUCUUGGGAGAAACAAUCAGUCGUGGAGUCUGGGAUGCUCUGAUGGAAGUUACUCCAGCCUGCACAAUAACAGAAGAGCAUCCUUCCAUUGCCCACCCCCAAAAAGAGUUGGCGUGUACCUGGACUGGUCUGCUGGCACUCUGUCCUUCUACAACGUGUCCUCUGACAAGCUUAUCCACCUUCAAACAUUCCACACCACAUUCACUGAGCCGGUCUACCCUGCUUUCAGGGUUAAGACUGAACCAUUUGACUCAUCAGUGUAUUUGUGUGACAUAUAGAAAAGCUGAAGUCCAGAUCAGACACAGUGGGUUUUGCUGGUUGCACAAUGUGAGUAUACUA
Molecule: messenger RNA, 2850 nt
Organism: Scomber japonicus (chub mackerel)
Lineage: Eukaryota; Metazoa; Chordata; Actinopteri; Scombriformes; Scombridae
Product: NLR family CARD domain-containing protein 3-like
Exons: 6
Coding region: 30-2789 (919 amino acids)
Molecular function (GO): protein binding
Source: RefSeq, a predicted model, not a curated record